UCAAAAUUAAAAUUGGGUGCUGCCGAGCCAACAUCCAAAAAUGAAAUCUGCUUUUGGCUUGAAAAUAGCGGUAUUCUAUAUUUUUAUUCAUCCAUAUCGACUGCGCAUGUCACGCGCAGAUGGCACCCGAAAUAAUAAUUAAGCUAUAAUAACUCAAUUAAUUAAUAAUUAAUAUUUUUUUAUUUCUUGGUUGGUGGGGGUAAAAAUAUUGUUCCGGUUCCAUAUUCCGCCAUUCUUAGUUUUGGACCAUUUCAUCUAGGGAGAUUUUGAAAAUGAGAAAUAGGUUAGUAUCACUCUUACCGUCUGCUGAUAGAGUUCUCAGACGGCCAGAAGGGUUCGGGUUUUUAAUUUUAGCCUCUUGAUGAGGAAGAUGCUCCCAAUUAAAAUUUAUUCUCGACUCUGCCAUAUCUUUAGUGAAUACCAAAUGUCUAGCAACCUGCGACCUACGUUUUCCAAGUCGAGUGGAUCGGUGUUUUCAAGAAUCGAGCCCGGAUCCUGCGUCUGCGUUACAGCAGAGCCCAAAACACUGAGAAUAUUUUUGAUAGCUAAAACAACAGUUCCCUUAUCUCCAUCUUCUCCGGAUUUGUGUAAAUCUUUGCUGGUUAAUUAGAUGUGGCACGUUGGUCUUGGCUGUGUUAAGCUGAAUGGAUAGUGUGCUUUGGCAAAUUAGUGCUCAAAGAUAGAUUCUCCAAACGGGUGCUGAUCGACGGUAAUUCUCAUCUGGUGGUUGCUGCGCUUAGAGCUGCACGUGCUGUAAGAAAACCAAACCACCGGAAGCACCUCUGUUGUGCAAGAUCUUUACUAACUAUAAAAUAAAAAUCAACAAAGUUUAUAAUCGAGUCAAAUUCUAAAGUCAAAGACGGUUAAUGAUGAAUCUGCAACAAAUGGAAAUGAUUUGAGCAAGGCAGUUAAAAAGAUUAAUGUUGGAGAACUGCCAAAACAAAUAUCAGUUAAUACAGCGAUAGAUGAUCUAGAAACAGACAGGGCACCUGUGCCCAGAAAAGUUGAUUACGGUAAAAUUGAGAAAUUGCCCAAGAAGGAAAAAGGACCUACAAAGAUAUCAAUCUUAUCGUGGUCAGAUUUCAAAGAGUUGGAGGAGGAGGAGACUGAAAAGAAGAGUUAUAGAAGAAUGGGUCAGGUCUUAUUAAUCUUCUACCUCCAUUAAGCAGUGCAACGGUUUGAACCAAAAGAAAUAAAAUGGUACUUCAUGUUCUCACAAAAUCAGUCGUAAGCAAGAAACUCAAAAUCAAAUCUUUGUCAAAUUAUUCAGAUUCAGAAGAUGAAGAUGAUCAUAAAACUUUAUGUAGCAUUGAUUUCUUUUCUCUAUCCACUCCCAUUAAGAUUCCUGAUGAACUUUUACCUCCUAUGAGUAAAUCUGAUAUGGAUGCUAUCAAUGUAAUAACUACUGAGAAAAAAAAAUGUAUAAUAAGGGAGAAAAGCCAAUUACAGAAGAAAGUCAGGAAGAGUCAAGGACAACAUUAGUAAGCAAUAUUAUGAAUCUUCCCAAAGAAGAAAUAAUAUUAAAAAACAAGACAGAGGUUGUAGGCACUAACACGUAUAAAAAUUCCAAAGACAAAAGCUUUAGCUGCAAGAGAAGAAGAUUCAACAAGUUUAGUAGAGCUGAAUCAGCGAAAAGUAUGGUAGGCACCUUGUAGACAUGCAGGACAUGAAGCCAGGAGACGUAACUGAGAAACCAUACAAAUCUUGCUAUAACAUUAGCAAGCCGUACCUGCUCUGCUGCCAUUGUUCAUCCAUUGCAUGUCCACCUUGUGACCACUGCAGCUGUUGUAUUCUACUCAAAAAAUGCAAGGAAGAAGCCUAUAGAAACAGUAUUACGAUGUAGAAUAUUGUUGCAUCACAUGUAAAUCACUUUUCAAAUCAUAUUAUCCAGGAAACAGAAAUGAUGGUGAACUCAGCAUAUGAGCAUUGGUUAAAGUAUUGAGAAAGAUUGAUAAUUUGGAGACAUUCAAAGCUGAACUGCAGUCAGUCGACAAAAGCGCAGAUAAAAGAACUAAGGGUUUUUUUGAACAUGAGAAGUUUCCGACUAGCCAGUUCAGAAGUGUGUACAGUCUCUCAAGUUAUGUUACACCAGAAGAAAUGGAGAGUCAUGCUAGUUUUAAUUUGACCAAACUGCAAGAACUGACAGAAAUUAGAUAGAAGAAAAAUAGAUAGUAUUCAUUAAUUCUCUAAUUCUAAGAAUUUCAAAAAUCACUAAUGUCAACAUGAUGCUGAUGAACUCCACUAAUGAGAACUUAAGUAAACAUUUUAAUCUGUGCCAAGAAUGGAUUAUUCCGGAUAGCAGAACAAGGGAAAAAGAGAUUGUUUUGGUAUCAAUUAUACAAAGCAGUUUUCCCAUUAUUUUGUACGCAUCAAAGUAAUACAGUUGACUCAAUCGAUUUUUUGUUAUGCUUUAUUAGUGGUAUAGAACAUAUUAGUAAACUUUACUGAAAAACAAUUUUGCAAAGCAACAAAAGACACCCAUGCAGAUAGCAGUGCAGGCCUUCCCAUGAGACGCAGCCUGUUGCCCUUGUGAACUUCGUGGAUGUCCUAUUUGGUUCGACGAUGCGGUUUGCCAAUAUGAAUUCAAAUCAUAUAAAUGAUUCACCUGUAGAAAAAACUGGUGCUGUGUUAAAGGAUUCUAUAUUGUACCACUUGCUAUAGUUUAAAUAAUUAUAGCUGUAAUUCAAACGCAAGUAGAUGUUUCACUGCUGAUUUAAAAUUCAUUGUGUAUGCUCUGCAGCCCAUCAAAAAAGGAGAUGAAGUAUCCGGGUUAAUUGUCUAGCUUAUGAAAAUAAGUGGCCUAUUUGUUCAAUUAUUAAAACUGGAUGUGAGGAGUUGGCUAGAAAGACGAAAAUGAAAUCUAAAGAAGUUAAAAUUUGGAACAAGUAUCAAAAAUUGAAAAGAAAAUGCAUUUUAUGAUUUAGAUCUUAUACAUAUAAAGUCUAUCUAAAAUAAUUGAAUCUGCGUAACAGAUUAGAUCAACCAGCAGUCACUAUUUAUAAGAUAAUUCAUGCUCUAAUAUUAGUAUUUGAAUAUUUAUAUGGAUAUACGUUAAAAGUGUUCAAUGACUGUUGAACUAGAAAAAAGAUUAUUACAUUUUUUUUACAUUAGCAACGUGAUUCUGAUUAAUCACAUAAUUCUUAAUGCCGCGCCAUUUGUCUAUUCUGCAAAGUGCCUGAAAAAUAUGAAUAGGAAAACUUUGAAGCGUCCGAAAAAGCGCGAAGCAUUGGCAAUGAAUUCUUUAAUAGUGGAUUACCAAGACAUUCGAAAAUAGUACAGUGAGGCCAUCGCUAUGACACCACCGAACUUGGAUAUGCUAGCUCUAGCCUAUGGAAACAGAUCUUGUCUACUGUUAACUGAAGUAGGUCGAUGCAAAGGAUAAAGAUGAAAAGUUUCGCAAAAUAGUUAAAAAAGGAAGGUCUGAAUCUGGGGCGAUUUCGACAGAUUCUUUUCAACAGAUCCUACAGAUGAUACAAUUGUGAUGACGCCAGCUACACAGAUUUUCGAAGUUUUAAAUGAAUUUCUAGUAGUAUAUAAAAAAGAUAGAGAUCGUAGAAGAAUGGAAAAUAUGUAUAGAUACCUUGUUAGAUCACUUACGUAUGAUUCUCCCACAUUUUCAUACAUUGGAGUCACACUAUCGAAGGAUCACUAUAAUUCUUGGAUUUUGCAAGUAAAAAAAAUUUUACUUCUUUGCUUGUUGGAGUUAAAAGAUUUUGAUGUUGACGUGCCUAGUGAUUAUAAAUCUAUACUUUUAAGACUACAGACACUAGUUAGUUUCACUUCAACUAAAACAUGGGCAAUUAUGGAAAUUCCUGAUAUGCAAAAACUAAAAAUAGGAAUGCAUCAACUAUGUGCUAAUAUAAUAGGAUAUUUAGUUAAUAACGAAUUUUAUUCAAUCAUGCAGAAUUUAUUAAAAAAAGUUCUGUGCAAGAAGGAAACUAAUCUUCAAAUUGUUACAUUGACCACAAUUUCGACAUUGAGCCUGAGACCACUAAUAUAUUCAAAAAAUUCAAACAAAAUUAUGGCAACUUUUUUGAUUUCUAUACUUAGUGUGCCAGCUCUUAUAUUUUAUCUGGAUUAUAAGGAUCAAUGUACCUGCAUUUUGUCAUAUAAACAAAAUCACGUCUUUGAAAGCUGUGUGCAGUUUUUAAGUAAAAAAGAAAAUCUUGGUCUUGUCUCAAAUAAUCUAGGAGGCAAUUAUACUCUUUGCUUACUUGCAAAUUUAGUACAUCUAGCUAAUAUUGAAAUCAAUAAAGUACCAGAUGAAGUAUUUUUUCCAGAUUUCACGGUAGUUGCUACUCACUUGCUUGAAUUUUGUCAACAAUACGUUGUACAAAAACAAAGUAAUACGACACAUUGGCACCCCAUACUUGGUUGGUUUGAGCAACCCCAAGAUUGUUCUUUACAACUAGCUUUACCACUAAUAAAAAUUCAAAUAUCUUUUCUUUGGACAGGAGAAAUAAUUGACAAAAUUUUUGGUAGGCCAUUAAAUCAAAUAGUAGACAAAGAAUAUCAGACCAUUAUAAACGAACCAAAUACUUCACAUAAAACUAACUUUCUUUUCCGAACAAUACUCGAGCUUCACACUAAAAAAAAAAAUCAUAAUAAACAAUACAAUAAGAUAAGUAGCGUUGAUACAUUAAAAAUUGCGACGAUUUGUUCGUUAUUUUAUACUACUUUACGUACAUUGACGGAAAUGAAAACUGCCAUUCUGACAGGAUUGUGUUAUAAAGAUAGAAAUAUACUUUACAAGAUGUGGCUAUUUUUUGGAACUUUAGGACCACAAAAUGGCCUUAAGACAUUUCUGGAACAUCAUUUAAAAAAUACCCAACUGAAUACAUCAGAACUGAAAAUGCUAAUAUUUUUUGCAGAUUGUAUGAACCAUUAUAUAACUAUUUUAGACGAUAUUGAAAUGUACGAACAACAAGAUCCAUUUAAGCUUUCAGAUCUUAUUUGUUUGUCAAAUUUUUUAAAUCAGUUUCUAUACACAAUGAUUCUUGAUGAUUCGUUUCAUCCUGAAACAGAAUGUUACAAUCCACUUUUUACGUCUUUGCAUACCCUUCUUAUGGCUAUUUAUCGUCGCGAUUGUCAAAAAAAAUUCUGUGACGAUGAUCACUGGUUGGCAAAGGAGGUUCGCAUUACAAGUUUCCUUGUAGAUCUUGAAAAAGGACGAAAAGGAGCACCUUUUUUACUUCAUAAAAUGCCUCACAUAAUACCUUACUUUGAUAGGAUACUUCUAUUUCGUAAAUAUAUAGCCGAAGAAAAAGAAGUUUUAGGAUUAACGGAAAGUACAUGCAGAAGUCCACCUACUACUUUAAUAGCCGUACGCAGAUCAAGUUUAGUUGAAGAUGGUUACAGACAAUUAGCAAUUUUACCACAGCAAUCUCUAAAAGGUAUUAUAAGAGUUCGGUUUAUUAAUUAUCAAGGUUUAGAUGAGGCGGGUAUAGAUCAAGAUGGAGUUUUCAAAGAAUUUCUGGAAGAGAUAGUCAAGAAAGUUUUUGAUCCUUCUUUUAAUUUAUUCAAGACAACGAGCGAAAAUAGAUUGUAUCCUUCAUCAACUUCUUCUUUACAAGAAAAUCAUCUUUUAUUAUUCGAAUUUGCUGGACGUAUUUUGGGAAAAGCCGUUUACGAAGGUAUUACAGUUGAUGUACAUUUCGCAUCAUUUUUCGUUUCUCAAUUUUGCGGUCAAACAGGAGGUCUGCUAUACAGUUGUCUAGAUGAAUUGGCUUCGCUUGAUCAAGAUCUGUAUCGCAGUUUGACGAUGGUAAAACACUAUAAAGGCGAUGUAUCUGAAUUAGAACUCACUUUUUCACUUGAUGAAAAUGUUAUGGGAAAAGUAAUAACUUAUGAAUUAAAACCAGGAGGCAAGGCUAUUCUAGUUACUAAUGAAAACAAAAUAAAUUACAUCCAUUUAGUAGCUCAAUUCCGAAUGUACGUUCAAAUCAAAGACCAAAUUUCUGCGUUUACUCGAGGGUUCCGGUCUAUUAUUAGUCCGAAUUGGCUUUCACUAUUUUCAACACCAGAGUGGAAAAGACUCAUAUCAGGUGAAAACGUUCCAUUAGAUUUGCAUGAUUUGAGAAAGCAUACGCAAUACUUUGGAGGAUUUCAUGACAAACAUCGUGUAAUAUGUUGGCUUUGGGAGAUACUCGAUAGAGAUUUUUCAGAAGAAGAAAGAAGUCUUUUCUUAAAGUUUACUACUAGCAGUUCCAAGUCACCUUUGUUAGGAUUUGCAACUUUGGAGCCACCAUUUUCUAUUAGAUGUAUUGAAGUAGGCGACGAUGAAGAUACGGGAGAUACUAUUGGUAGCGUAAUACGAGGAUUUUUUACUAUUCGGAAAAAGGAUCCACAGAAUCGUUUACCAACAUCAUCAACUUGUUUUAAUUUACUGAAGCUACCAAAUUACCAGAAAAAAUGUACACUACGAGAAAAGUUACGUUAUGCAAUUACCAGCAACACUGGAUUUGAAUUGUCUUAAAAUAAUUUCUCUCUGAAUUCUUUCUGAGAAAAAUGUUCCAGUUUUUUUUAAUAUAAGCUAAAUUUGGUAAAAAGUGAAUCUUCUUAUUUAAAAGUAUGAGGCAAGACAAAUCUAUAUCAUAACAUAAAAAAAGAUGUGACCUAUAUGACCUAUCACACGAUCAAUUUAUAUAUA
This is a messenger RNA of Nasonia vitripennis (jewel wasp), 6649 nucleotides long. Its product is annotated as ubiquitin-protein ligase E3B. The transcript has 25 exons. NCBI's taxonomy places the organism in Eukaryota, Metazoa, Arthropoda, Insecta, Hymenoptera, Pteromalidae. Bases 3482 to 6475 code for a protein of 997 amino acids. The record is from RefSeq and is a predicted model, not a curated record. Gene Ontology annotation, molecular function: ubiquitin protein ligase activity. Gene Ontology annotation, biological process: protein polyubiquitination; ubiquitin-dependent protein catabolic process.